Messenger RNA from Lineus longissimus, 1704 nucleotides. Its product is annotated as dysbindin-like. Gene Ontology annotation, cellular component: cytoplasm. The record is from RefSeq and is a predicted model, not a curated record. The transcript is spliced from 8 exons. Bases 124 to 1161 code for a protein of 345 amino acids. Lineage: Eukaryota; Metazoa; Nemertea; Pilidiophora; Heteronemertea; Lineidae. Gene Ontology annotation, biological process: negative regulation of protein kinase activity.
CUGGUCAAAAUGGUGGAUGUAGGAAGUGCACUCAGGUUUUCAAAAAUCUUGUAAAAAUAUGCCUAAAACACCAUAAAUACCGACCUUAUCUUCUAAUUGCUAAUACUGUACGCUACAGUGAUAAUGAGUGUCUUAGAAAGCAUCAGGGGACGCCUGCAUAAUGUGCAGGAAGACAUCAAAGCAAGUUUCAGAUCAUUGACAACCAAAGAACGACCUGGCUUAGUUUUAGGUAGAGUUUCAGGAUCUGAUGGUAUCAGUGUGGAUGCUGGUGCUGAUAUAUUGAACAAAUUUCAGCAAAAUUGGAUUGAAAUUCACCAAAAAUCAGAAGAAAAUGCAAAGUUGGCUGAGGAGGUUGAUGACCAAGUGUCAACCAUAUUCAUUCACUGUGAGAAGCAGUCCAAGCAACUCAACCAACUUCAAGCAGAAAGCAUAGGUCUUGGCCAAAUUAUGAAAGAUAUUGAACUUGUUAACACACAGCUUUCUGUAUUGAAUGACUCGUUUGGGAAGAUCGAACAAGCUUUAUUUGAGUUGGAGGAUAUUUGUGAGGCCCAAGAAAUGGAAGAAAACAAGAAGAGACAUCGCAUCCAGCUAACAAAAUAUGAUGAAACUAAGAAGGCCGAAGUGGAACAUAUCAAAGUGAAACUUGCUCAGGAACAUGCAUCAAAGGUUCAGACGACAGAGAGAAAAAGGGCGGCCAUGUUGAAGGACAGACAAGAAGUGUUUGAGGAGGCAUUUGUGUCGGAUUUGGAGCAUUAUAAACUCACUGGCCGAGCAGAGAGGAUUUCGGUGGCCAGCAGCUUUGGAAGUCAAGGUGAUCACCAGAUGAACAUUGCUGACAUAAAUCUUGACGAUGACGUGGAAGAAAAAGGUGCUCUUGAUGCUUUCCUGGACGAUGAGCCGGUCGCCUCAAAAACAGACUCCACUACACCCAUCAUGGAUGAAUUAGAAAGUGCCAUGAAUGAAGAUGAUGACGAUGAUGAAGUCACGCCACCUAUUGAUGUCAAAGCUGAUGAAGACUUAGCGAGUGAUUGCGAAAUCUUGGACAAGCCUGAUGAAGCCAAUACGUCAAAGGGAAGUGAUCAAAGCCAUCAGUCGAAGUCACCGUCGGAAACUUCGUGGGAAUGUGUAAACGAUGAGAAAUUGGAGGAUAGUCCUCAUUGAGCUGGUCACGAUAUGAAACUCGGCAUUUCUUCACCAGCCUAUGCUGAUGCUCACAGGUGUUUAACUGGUUCUGGUAAAUUUGUCCAGUAAGAUCAGCAGGAGGGAUUAUCCAGAUGUGCUUACAAUAUUUACUGAUUUACUUUGAAAAUUUGUAUAUUGCAAAGAUUGAGGACAGGACAGGAUAAUAUCCUGUCUCAUCAUGAUAUAUAUUUCAGAUGUACUUAAACUGUAUAGCAGUGCCUGAUCUUUUAGUUUCAUUCAUUAAAUACGGUGUGCCUGGGUUUAAGUAGGUUGAGUGGGAUCUUUACCACAUUGACAGGUAGAGAUAGGCUUCAAUUCAUACAAGGCGGGGCCCCGUGUCUGACUCAGACCCCUGCACAUGGUAUAUUGCCUUUUGAUAGGGUUAGCUGCGCCGAAGGUGACAAAGUCACUGAGUAUUCCACAAGUCUUUCAUAAUUCGAUUUGAAACCUUUAAUUUGUUGAAUUAUGUAAAUAUUGCAUGAGAGAUCAACAAUAAAAUUAUUUUCUCUAGAUGUACAUUCA